AUGGCAAUUUCUUCAUCUAUUGAUCUUGAGCAAGUGACAGCUGUUGUUGAGUGGCAGUGGGAGGGUGUGACGCGUUUGCUGUCAGCCCCAGACCCGGAAAAUAUCGCGAUACGAUUUACGUUACAACUCGAACCGACAGAACGCGACAGCCAACAUCGCGCUCACUUUGAGAUCGUCAUUCCCAUCAGAUUCAAAGACAAACCUGCUGGCGCAGCGGUCUAUCUUCGUAUCAACCCUGCAUCCAUCACCUCCUUCGGCUUCACUACACCGACCGACGCGCCAGAAGUUGUAAAACAGCUGUUUGACACAACAACAUGCCUCGACUUGCAACUUAAUGACACAAUUACCCUGAUCGUCCCCAGCGGCGUCAAGGAGCCUAUCGCUGCAUCACGAGCUCGUUCAGGCAGAAUCCUCGACUCUCUCUACGAGCUCACGCAAGCCACCUCGCUACGCGUUUACAUACAAGACUCCCAACUAUCCACAGACGACCUCCAAGCCAUCAGUAAUCGGAUAGAACAGCAUCAGCUCGAACCAUUUUCCGGGCCAGACUACGACAUCUCUCGCAUGUUCAGCGGCGAAGGUGGAAGAGUCACAACCCUCGCCCCGCUCAAACCUCCAUCCUAUGAGAAAGCCAUAAAUUUGCAACCACCGAACGAUCCCCCGCGCGGACGCAAACGACCUCGAACAGAUACGCACGAGGGACCUGUCAACCUCACACAGAUCUGGGACAAGCUCAACAAGCUCGAGUCGAUUGUACGUGAGGUCCAAGAGCUGAAAGCCGAGAACGCAAAGCUCCGAGAUCUCAAGCAGCAGCUUUUGGCUGAGCAGGUCCAUCAAGAAGACAUGUCGCAGGUGGUCCUGGAGCUGAGAGCUGAGAAUGCCCAGCUUCGAGACAAGGUGACCCUUCUGGAGAAGAAGCAUGAGGACCUGGAAGCACAUGUCGCGUCAUUGCAGACUGCGCAGGUCAAUCAGGAUGAUGCAGACGAGGCUGCGUCAAUAGAACUACGAGAGGACAUUACCGUCCUAGGUCAUCGUGUAGAUUUUAUCGAGGGUUAUAGAGAUGAUGACUUGAUUACAAAGAUAAAAGAAGAAGUCUUUGAUGAGAUAGCAAAGCGUAUCAUAGGUGGCUAA
Messenger RNA from Fusarium sp. VM40, 1131 nucleotides. The record is from the annotation of a GenBank genome assembly. Lineage: Eukaryota; Fungi; Ascomycota; Sordariomycetes; Hypocreales; Nectriaceae.